AACCGGAAGCGCAAUUGUCUGUAUACUAAGCUUGACCGCUACACGUCAAGAGCGAGUCUUUGGUGUUUCUGUUUUGGUCCAAGCCGAAGCCGCUCACCAAAAUGACGGCCAAGAAGUCUGGCUCACGACUGGAGACCGAGAUAGAGCGGUGCCGUUCAGAGGGGCAAUGGGAUAAGAUACCGGAGUUAGUUCGACAGCUCUCAGCUAAGUUGAUUUCAAACGAUGACCUUGGCGAGCUGUUGUUGGGGGAAUGCAAGCUUCUGACAUACCUGAAGGAGAAUCCAAUCAAACAGGGUGCGAGUCCAAGAGGCCCACGACCAAAACUGGUGGAGGUCAGGAAGCACCUCACUGCUGCUUUGGACAGAGGAAACCUCAAGGCUGAUUACCUCCAGGAAGCAAGUCUGCUCAUGGCCAAACUUAGUUAUGUUGAGGCAGAAUACACAGACGCUUUAGGUCACUAUAACAGGGUGAAUCUGGACGACAUGCAGCUGGUGGGAGCUCCAGUGUAUAGGCUAUCUAUGAUAGCAGAAGCUUAUGCCACGAAAGGCUUGUGUCUAGAGAAAGUCCCAGCCGCUUCUCCGCUGCUGUCCAAUAAGAACGGCGGUUCUCCCUCCUGCAAUCGGAACAGAACUGAGCGAGAGCAAGAAAUCAUCACAUGCUAUGAAAAAUCUGGAGACAUUGCUCUGCUGUACUUGCAGGAGGCUGAGAAGGCAUUGUCAGCUGGAAUUCAGAAUCGCAGCCCGAAGCCUGGCCCGACUUCCCAGGACCAGGAACUGGGUUACUUCCUUGAGACUGGCCUACAGAGAGCCCAUGUCAUUCACUUUAAGAACGGAAACCUGACGCAAGGUGUUGGGCGAUUUCGAGAAAUUCUUCGAGCUGUUGAGACCAGGACGACACAGAACCUGCGCAUGACCAUAGCAAGACAGCUUGCAGAGAUCUUGCUCCGAGGAAUGUGUGAACAGAGUUAUUGGUCUCCUGUGGAAGACCCGCCUACUGUGUCACCGCUGGACGAUCCCACGCGACAAGGACACGUCCAAAGCAAGAAGUACAGCUUAAGCCGACGCCCACGCGUGUACUCGGGAGAGAAUCUUUUUUGUCCCCAGGAGAACACAGAAGAAGCAUUAUUGCUGCUCCUCAUUAGUGAGUCCAUGGCUAACCGCGAUGCUGUCCUAAGCAGGAUCCCGGAACACAAUAAUGAUCGAAUCAUUAGUCUACAGUCCGCCUCUGUGGUGUACGACCUGCUGACUAUUGCUUUAGGCAGGAGAGGGCAGUAUGAGAUGCUAUCAGAGUGUUUGGAGCGCGCCAUGAAGUUUGCCUUUGAGGAGUUCCACUUAUGGUACCAGCUUGCACUUUCUUUAAUGGCUGCUGGGAAAUCCGCUCGCGCAGUUAAAGUUUUGAAGGAGUGUAUCCGUCUAAAGCCAGAUGACCCCACCAUUCCGCUACUGGCCGUCAAACUUUGCAUCGGACCCCUGCACUGGCUGGAUGAGGGUGAGUGCUUUGCCAAAAUGGUGAUCGACAUGGGGGAGAAAGCAGCCGAGUUUAGAGCCAAAGGCCACUUGGCAAUUGGACUGGUUUACAGCCUCAAAGCCACGGAUGCAUCAUUGCGAAGCACACAGGAAGAGUAUCAAAGAAAAGCUUUGGGAGCCUUCCAGAGAGCUCAGAGUUUGUCUCCAACAGACCAUCUAGCAGCCUUCUACCUUGCACUGCAGCUUGCUGUGUCCAGACAGAUUCCUGAGGCGCUCGGCUAUGUUCGACAAGCCUUGCAGCUUCAAGGGGAUGAUGUUCACUCCCUUCAUCUGCUGGCCCUGCUUCUCUCAGCACAGAAACAUUACCAGGAUGGUCUCAAUAUUAUAGAAAUGGCCCUAUCUGAGUAUCCAGAGAACUUCAACUUGCUCUAUACCAAGGUCAAGUUGGAGAGCAUGUGCAGAGGAUCAGAAGAAGCUUUGCUCACCUGCAAACACAUGCUGCAGAUCUGGAAAAGCUUUUACAACCUUACCAAUCCCAGUGAUUCGGGGCGUGGUAGCAGUUUGUUGGAUAGGGCUGUAGCUGACAGACGACAGCUAAAUGCAAUGACUCUGCCAGACUUCAGUGACCCAGAUACAGGCGGCCUUCAGGACGCUAAAAUGCUUGGUUUUUCUUCCAUGUUUUCUGUUUGUUCUGUGCAUGCUACAUCCAUAGCGGCAAGUCGUGUGGAGCAGGCAUUGUCUGAGGUGGCUUCCUCCUUGCAGAGUAGUGCCCCAAAGCACGGUCCCCUGCACCCCUGGUUGACUCUGGCUCAGAUCUGGCUGCAUGCAGCUGAGGUCUACAUCGGCAUGUCGAAGCCCGCUGAGGCGUCAGCCUGCACUCAAGAAGCCGCCAACCUCUUUCCCACAUCGCAUAAUGUUCUGUUUAUGAGGGGGCAGAUUGCAGAGCUGAGGGGCAACAUAGACGAGGCGAAGCGCUGGUAUGAAGAAGCCCUGUCCAUCAACCCCACGCAUGUCAAAACCAUGCAGAGACUGGGUCUUAUUCUCCACCAGCUGCAACGCUACAGUCUGUCGGAAAAAGUCCUGAGGGAUGCCGUGCAGGUCAACAGUACGGCUCAUGACGUGUGGAACAGCCUUGGUGAGGUGUUGCAGGCUCAAGGAAACGCCGCCGCCGCCACCGAGUGUUUCCUCACCGCUUUGGAGCUAGAGGCCAGCAGCCCCAUCCUCCCCUUCACCAUCAUUCCAAGAGCACUAUAAAACAUACACACACAGUGGUAGCGUACUGGAGCACAAAAAUGGACCUGUGAGAAACACACCAAACACGCAGUAUGCCUGCAUCUCUCUCUCUCUCUCUCUCUCACACACACACACACACACACACAUUCGAGUCAAAUGACUAGGUCUCCCCCCUCCCAUCAUGCCUUGCUGUAACCACCUCUGGUGAUGCUGUUUUGUUGUGUGUUUGUGGUCUGUUUCCGGUGCAUUUUGACUCUGACAUUUCCUACAUGAAGACCAAGACUUGAAAUGGUGUUUAGGUCAUUCAUAUGCUGUACUUGAAAUUGUUGAAGCACUGACAGCAAAUAUAAGGAACACAAGUGUGUAUGUCUUGUUGACACCAGUUUCCACGCCAAGCGAUUUGAUACAUCAGGCCAUGCACGCGCGUAAACACACGCAUGCGCACACGCAUUCACAUGCUGCUAGCCACCGUGAGCUGGCUUGAAUCCCAAAAUGCAGAUUUGCAUUUACACGACACAUUUCUUUUUAACGGCAUUGCAACGCAAGUCAUUCCACAUACAAGUGACCUGUUUUAGCAGUAUUUUGACAUACAAACCAUCGAUCGGCCAUUUUUUUUUGUCUUCAAUUGCGGCCAAAAUUGGCUAAAAAAUUGGUAACAAGCAGCGUUUUGCUCAGGAGGAUAAACGGUUUAGAAAAUGGACGGGAGAAUGAUUAAUUAUUCCCUCUCAAAAUCCUAGUUGGAUUUUACUCUAAAACUAAACCUAAAACAGAAUUUCACAUUGUGUGUGCAAGCUCUCAUAGCGUUACCUCACGAAAGUCCGCUGGCUGAGCGCUAACGCAAUGCCUAGUGCCUACGGAGGGGGAAUUUAGCUAGCAUUGAUGUCACGUUAGUUCUAAGCCUUCAAGCAUCACAUAUUUGGAGAAAGAAUAGAAUACUCACAGGCGUUGUGUUGUUUACCCUCUGUGAAAAGUAAAUAAUCAUAACAAAGUUUAUGCUGCAUUCGAGGAAGGUGGGAAGUCGGAAAUAUCCGACUCAAAUUGUCCCCAUUACGGCCGCUAAACGUUUCAGAUGAACGUAAACAACAAAAAUGGCUUAUUGUUUUGGGUCAUCACAACACAUUUUGACCUCCAGCAAACCUUCAUAAUUUCUUCAAUGUAUAGAAAGAAAGCAAUAUUGUAUCUUCCAAGUAUUUCGUUCAUGUCACCAAAUACUGUAACUUCAUGUAGGGAAAUCACAGCAUUCUGUAUCUUCAUGCAGUCAGUACAAAUGUUCCCUGAAGUUAUUUUGAAUAACUGAAUUAAUGAGAUAUUAAAUAAAUAAAGCAAAAUAUAUGUUCAUAGUCUUGUAAAUUAUAUUUUGCCUUCCACGGUCUUUGCCUCCGGUUGGAGGUCGCAAAAUUUCGACUUCCUACAUUCCUCGAACUAAGCAUUAGUUGUGGCCGUCAUUUUCUGUACAGUACUGUAUUUGUUCUGCACGCCCCCUCGUGGGCAAGGCACGCACACCAGAAAGGAGGCCCAUUGAGUCCAGGCAUGAUGUCUUGAUGCUGAACCUCUUUCGUUACAUUCUAUUUAAUUAUGUUGAUGCUGUAGAGUGCCAUUUUUCUCGUUGAAAAACGUUUGUUUG
This is a messenger RNA of Hippocampus comes (tiger tail seahorse), 4323 nucleotides long. RefSeq names its product tetratricopeptide repeat domain 7B (gene ttc7b). The record is from RefSeq and is a predicted model, not a curated record. Gene Ontology annotation, biological process: phosphatidylinositol phosphate biosynthetic process; protein localization to plasma membrane. Gene Ontology annotation, cellular component: plasma membrane. The transcript is spliced from 22 exons. NCBI's taxonomy places the organism in Eukaryota, Metazoa, Chordata, Actinopteri, Syngnathiformes, Syngnathidae. Gene Ontology annotation, molecular function: protein binding. Bases 102 to 2720 code for a protein of 872 amino acids.